GGCCCUCACAAGCAACAAAAUUAUUUUUUUAAAGAUCCCGAUUAAGGACUUUAUUAUUUUAUUUCUUUUUUGUGAAAGGUUACUUCAGACUUCCAAAAGAAAGCUUUUUCGAAAAUCCAUGACAUUGCUUUUUAAUGACCCUUUUUGAACGAUUAAAAUAUAAAGUUCACUCAAAAUGCUAACCUAUCUGUUAUUAUUUAUCAAGGACUCUAUUCUUUCGAUAUACUUUUUAUUUCUAGAGAAAACAAAAUAAACCUAUCUCAAAUUGUUACAGUAGUUGCUGAAUCGCAAUAAAUUUUUUUUGGACUUGAUGAUGAUAUGAAUAUGAUUAUGCAAUCAGACAUUUCUACACUUUACCGACAACAAAGUCUCCACUACAGUUUUAUUGCAUUCUCGAUGUUGCCUGUUCCAUCCGAUUGUGAAACUCCCAGUGUUGAAGAGGUCACUACCAGUAGAAUUAGCAUCGUCUCGUCUGGUUCUGAACGUAUCACAGAGGCAAAUCCACUUGUUAUUCAUCGCUGCAAAGUUCCUUCUACCGUUGAUAGCGUCACUGGCAUUAAAAGCAUCUUCCGUUGCCUUGUUCAAAUUCAGCUUUGCUUGAGAAGAAUUCUGGGGUCGUUGGAUUUUAAUCCUUUAUUGGGAUAUUUCGAAAAUUUUGGCACUGGAGAAAAUUCGAUGUUAUUGUUAAUCGCCUAUAUAAAUCCAUUAAAUUUUUUCUUCAUCUAUUUGGCAAAAUUGUAA
Molecule: messenger RNA, 741 nt
Organism: Mucor mucedo
Lineage: Eukaryota; Fungi; Mucoromycota; Mucoromycetes; Mucorales; Mucoraceae
Exons: 2
Coding region: 319-741 (140 amino acids)
Source: RefSeq, a predicted model, not a curated record